GAGCAACCCAUCCCGCACUCAAACAUACACACCCGGCCUUGUGCUCUCCCACCACUUCUUCACUUGGCAAACUAUCCCCCCAAAUCUCAUCAACACUCGCACAAGUAGCCACUAUGGCCAUGGACACGGACACAAUCCCGAACCUUCUGGGUGAUGCGCGGGACGAGGCACCAGAGGAGCUUCAGGAAUACUUCAUCGCCUUCGAGGACUUUUGGGAGCGAAAGUUGUGGCACGAGUUGACGGACAAGCUCAUUGAGUUCUUUGACCACCCCGAGAGCGCGAAACAGCGGAUACCCUUCUUCGAGACGUUCAUCAAGAGCUUCGCAAAUAAGAUCAACCAGCUCAAGCUCGUCACUCUAGGCUUGGACGCAGCAUCACAGUACAAGGAUGACAAGGAGCGUCUCACAUUCGUCAAUGACCUCGCAAAGAGCGUCAACAAGCCCGCCUCACAGGACGCAUACGUCUAUGCCACAGUCGCAGCCGCCAGCAUACAACUCCGGUUACGGGACGAGGAGGGUGCGAAGAAGAAGCUGGAAGAAUGCGAGCAGAUACUGGAUACCUUCGAUUCCGUCGAGACAGUCGUGCAUGCGUCAUUCUACCGUGCGAGCGCCGAGUACUACAAGUCCAAGCACGAGUUUGCGGCAUACUACAAGAAUGCCCUUUUGUUCCUGGCCUGCGUUGAUCUUAACGAGAUGGAGCUGCGAGAACGCCAGUCGCGCGCGUAUGACCUCAGCAUUGCCGCGCUCGUGUCGGAUUCCAUUUACAACUUCGGAGAGCUGUUGCUACAUCCCAUCCUCGACUCGCUCGUCAACACGCCCCACGCAUGGCUGCGCGAUCUCCUCUUUGCCUUCAACCGCGGCGACCUGAUGGCAUACGAUGUGCUCUCUAACAACAUCACAAAGGUCCCGCUUCUCAAGGAGCACCAGACCUUCCUCUAUCAAAAGAUCUCGCUCUCAGCCCUCACAGAGACCGUCUUCCGCCGCCCGCCACACGACCGCGCCAUGACAUUCACUGAGAUCUCGUCAGAGACCAAGGUGCAACCCAACGAGAUUGAACACUUGAUCAUGAAGGCGCUGAGCUUGGGCUUGUUGAAGGGACAAAUUGACCAGGUCGCCGAGAUUGCACGCAUCAACUGGGUGCAGCCCAAGGUUCUGGACAUGAAGCAGAUUGAGGGUAUGCGGACAAGGCUGAAGGAGUGGGAUGCCAGCGUCAACCAGCUGGGUAACUGGAUCGAGGGUGUUGGCAAGGACGUCUGGGCGGCUUGAGUGAUACCUACCCCUCACAAGUGACAUGCUGUGUCUGCAAGGAAGACACUUACAUGUCAUGUAACCAUAGAUAGUGAGCAUCUUGAACACAUAGACGGCUUACGAAUGAAAAGAUUCAUGACCC
Pyrenophora tritici-repentis Pt-1C-BFP is the source of this 1389-nucleotide messenger RNA. Its product is annotated as PAM multi-domain protein. The record is from RefSeq and is a predicted model, not a curated record. Gene Ontology annotation, biological process: ubiquitin-dependent protein catabolic process. Gene Ontology annotation, molecular function: structural molecule activity. Lineage: Eukaryota; Fungi; Ascomycota; Dothideomycetes; Pleosporales; Pleosporaceae. Gene Ontology annotation, cellular component: cytosol; proteasome regulatory particle, lid subcomplex; nucleus.